Molecule: messenger RNA, 3171 nt
Organism: Xenopus laevis (African clawed frog)
Lineage: Eukaryota; Metazoa; Chordata; Amphibia; Anura; Pipidae
Gene: vwa5a.2.L
Product: von Willebrand factor A domain containing 5A, gene 2 L homeolog
Exons: 23
Coding region: 182-2767 (861 amino acids)
Source: RefSeq, a predicted model, not a curated record
CCUACUUUGUGGAGCCCGGGGCGGGAUCUCAGGCUUCAGGAGAAAUUGCAGCUGUUUCUCAUCGAUUCAUUAUAUUUCUCCUUUAUCCUCCGUGAGAUCUGCCGCCGCCCCGGGACUCUCCUUCUGAUCUGCUGCGACAGCCGCGCCCACUUCCUUCAUCGCUUUAGGUAAUUGAGACAACAUGGAUUCCUGCUGCGGCCUCAUCAUCAGCUGCUCCCGAGUCCCCGUGCCUCUCCGUGGGAUUUCGGUGGAGGUGCAGGUGAAAGGCUUCGUGGCUGAUGUAUGUGCCACACUCAAGUACAAGAACACAGAGGAGAAGCCCAUAGAAGCCGUCUUUGUCUUCCCUCUGGAUCAGGACUCUGCCGUCUACAGCUUUGAGGCCACUGUGGAAGGGAAGAAGAUAGUGGCUGAUAUCCAGGAGAGGCAGCAGGCCAACAAAACCUAUGAUGAGGCCAUUAGCCAAGGCCAAGAAGCUUUUCUGCUGCAGGAGGACGAGAGCUCCGGGGACAUCUUCAGCUGCAGUGUGGGGAACCUUCCCCCUGGUCAGGAGGCCGAGGUGAAACUGAGCUUUGUGCGGGAGCUGCCAGUGGAGUCUGAUGGUGCAGUGAGAUUUGUGCUUCCAACUGUUCUGAACCCCAGAUACACCCCUAAAGAACACGAGGAGAGCGUAACUACAACUGUCCCACGGUUACCCGCUGAUAAGAUCCCAUACAGCCUUGAUCUCACCGCUCACUUCCAGUCCGUCUAUGGAAUCUCCAAGAUUGAGUCGAACUGUGAGCUCAGCCCCAUCCAAUACACUGACGGGGACAAACUGUCAGCCAAGGUGUCCCUGGCACAAGGGCACAAGUUUGAUCGAGACGUCGAGCUGUUGGCCUAUUACCUGCAAGCGAACACGCCUAGCGCCAUGGUGGAGGCGGGGCUUCCUAAUGCUGCGGAAGGUUCUAUCAUGGCUGAUCCAGUGGUGAUGCUGAACUUCUACCCCAACUUUCCCGAGACAAAGGAGAAGUCAAACUUCGGGGAGUUUAUUUUCCUGAUGGACAGGUCUGGGAGUAUGACCGAACAGAUGACUAAUGAGCAGAACGCUCCACGCCGGAUCGACAGCGCCAAGGAGACCCUGAUCCUUCUGCUCAAGAGCCUCCCCCUCGGCUGUUACUUCAAUAUCUUCAGCUUCGGCUCAGACUUCACUUCCAUCUUCUCGGAGAGUAUGGCCUACACUCAGCAGUCGAUGGAAGAAGCUGUGAAGCUGGUGAAUCAGAUGGACGCUGAUAUGGGUGGAACUGAAAUCCUAGAACCAUUAAAAAAGAUCUACAAAACAGCCGGGAGACCCAGUCACCCCAGACAGCUCUUUGUAUUCACCGACGGAGAAGUUGGAAACACAAAUUUUGUUAUAGAUGAAGUGAGAAGGAACGCUCAUAAUCACCGGUGUUUUACAUUUGGGAUCGGGGAAGGGGCCUCGACUGCCCUCAUUAAGGGUUUGGCCAGAGCAGCCAGUGGCACCUUUGAGUUUAUCACUGGGAAGGAGCGGAUGCAGCCCAAGGUUCUUCAGACCCUGAAAUGCUCCCUGCAGCCCACAGUGAAGGACAUCGCUCUGACAUGGACUCUCCCUCCUGGGGUGGAGGCCGUGCUGCUGUCUGGGACCCCCACUGCCAUAUUCCAAGGCCAGAGGUCCAUUGUAUAUGCCCAGUUAAAGGGGAAGGUGGAGCAGGGGGCAGAAGGGCAAGUCAGCCUGGCGUACAAUUUUAAGGAUGAAAUCUUCAACAACGUUCUGCGUUUCACCUUUAACCUUGCAGAAUCGGAGAGACCCACCAUGCACAGGCUUGCGGCCAAGGUCGUCAUCUCUAAUCUGAUUGGAGGGGAAAACCCAGAGGAGAAAUCGGAAGAAGUGAAGAAACAGAUUGUGGAGACCAGUAUCCAGUCGGGGGUCAUCUCCUCUCUCACAGCCUACGUAGCCGUCAAUAAGGAAACCAAGAACCCAGUGAAAGGCCCUCCUGUCCAGAGAAACGUCCCCCUCUUUGGUGCGCCAAUUGCACUCAGAUGUAGCAUGCCCAUGCCCAUGCCCAUGCCAAGAAUGAUGUCUGGUCAGCCAAUGGCUAUGGCUUGUUAUAUGGCCACUGAAGAUGUGUGUUAUGACUCUCCACAGAUAUUGGCACCUGAGAUUGCACCAGCAGAGGAGGAGUAUAACCCACAGAUUAUUUGUCACUUCCCUGCACCCACUCCUGUACCAGCCAUGCCACCCUUGCCCACUCCUGAGCUCGCUGACCCUACAUCUGGUCCAGUAGAGGGGGAGGCUCAGCCAGAAGUUGCUGUUUGUUAUUGGCCUGGCCCCUCUGCUGAGGAGUCUAAGCCAGAAAUUGCUGUUUGUUAUUGGCCUGAACCCACUGAGGUCACUGAUGCUACAUCCGGUCCAGUAGAGGAAUUAAGCCCAACAGCCAAAGCAGAAAGAGGAUUCUUCAAGCUCAUCUCCCUGCAGAACGCAGACGGCUCCUGGAACCUCGACGCGGAAUUCGCUUCCGCCUUUGAUAUGUCUGAAGAGGGACUGAAAGAAAAGAUCCCGGAUCCGAACAUUGACUCUUCCUUGUGGGCGACGGUUGUGGCGGUGUUGUGGCUGCAUGCCUCCCGGCCCGAGCAGAGAGAUGAGUGGGAGUUGCUGGAGGACAAAGCUCUGGAUUGGAUUAAGGCAAAAGCAGCAUCUUCCUUGAGCGAGUGCGUCCGGGCCGGAAACCUACUGCUGAACUCCUCCGUGGACAUCAAAGUGUUUGGCCUGUGAGAGGAACCCACCACGGGAACCCUGUACCUGAAAGGGGAAUUAGACCUUACGUCUUGGAGUUGUUACAAUUAAAGGGGAUGUUUACCUAAAUAUGUUAAGAAACUGUAGGCGUAGCAGGUUACAAAAGGUUUAUCUACUCUGUACUAGUACUACUACUGUGUAACAAGGUGAUUGUGAGCUUUAAAGUGGUUUGUUAAAAUGCUGCACUUUUAGGGGAGAGGAACUGGAGCCGAUUCAGUUGGGAGACAUUAGUAAUUGUUACUACUGGUUUCUGCGAGGGGGUUUCUGAUACAACGACUGAACUAUUCUCACACUGCCUCUUAUUUCACAACUCAGACUGACUUGUUCCUAAACAGCUGCACCAAAGAUUUCUCAUUUUUCUCUGAAAUAAAAGACAAAAAGAA